CAUUCAUGAAUGCGGAACAAGUAGACAAUGAUGAUUGUCUUCAACAAGAACAUCAAGUACGUGUUGCAAAAUUGCGUUCUCUGGCUGAGUCCAUUGAGCGAGUAGCCACGACUUGCACGACUUCUACACCCAAGCUUACGCUCCUAGAGCUCCGGUCGACGAACAAGGUCUCUAUAGAAAUCGACCUUUUUCAAGCCUGUGAGAAAAUGAAAAAACUCUACGCUCAGAUUCGGGAGAUCGAGUCGGAGGCCGCUUCUAGUUGUACUGACAAGCCUCGUCCUGCUACUGCUACUCCAAGAACAUCUUCAUCCACGACCAUGAGCAACAAGAAGUUACGCCAUGACUUGUUCCCUCUCUUCGCUCGUAAGCUGCGAUUGAAACGUGAGAUUGCAGCAUUAGAGUACCAGACUAGUGAGCAGAGUUUGUAUUGGCUUUCGCAGCUCGAUGCAAUGGCAGCAGUGUUGGUAGAGUUGGGGUACAUUUCAACGUCUAGUAAUAAAGGAGAAGCACGGAUGAAUGUUGGUGUCAACACUUCGUCCAACACCACAUCAACGUUUCCUGGUACAACCUCUAGACGCU
Molecule: messenger RNA, 579 nt
Organism: Amoebophrya sp. A25
Lineage: Eukaryota; Dinophyceae; Syndiniales; Amoebophryaceae
Source: the annotation of a GenBank genome assembly